Messenger RNA from Cooperia oncophora, 510 nucleotides. Lineage: Eukaryota; Metazoa; Nematoda; Chromadorea; Rhabditida; Trichostrongylidae. The record is from the annotation of a GenBank genome assembly.
UUGGGCUUUUGGUUUCGAACGCUUGGCUCACACUCAGUAGUCUUUGACCGUAAGAGCCAACUUCAACAGCAUAAUUUUCAGCCCCUUUCGUCGUCACCGUCACCAACACCGGAUCAACAGCAAAAACCGCAACCAAGUAACCCAGGGUCUUUAGUCUUCAGCAGUCAGGCCACAAAUCAGGUUGAAAGCGCCCUCCGAUUUUAUUCUCCUCCGUGCACUCAACUAACAGCCAGCUUGAGUCCAUCGAGACGUUUCUGCAAAGCCAAACCACCGUAUUUUCAAGGUUUAUGGAUAGCAUGUGGACUGACAGGAAUCAUGUCUAUUCACACAUAUGCGGUGAUGUUUGAUGGCUCAGAUAUGGUUAGACCAAGGGAACAUUCCUCUGAAAGUGAGGAGAAGAAGAAAGAGAGCAAAGGUGAAGAGGACGGUAAAUCCAAAGAUGAACCUAACAAAUCCAAGGAUGAGGGCAGAAACAAGCAGUCUUCGGACAAAGACAAGAGUAAGGAAUGA